Molecule: messenger RNA, 733 nt
Organism: Strongylocentrotus purpuratus (purple sea urchin)
Lineage: Eukaryota; Metazoa; Echinodermata; Echinoidea; Camarodonta; Strongylocentrotidae
Product: hippocalcin-like protein 1
Exons: 3
Coding region: 52-603 (183 amino acids)
Molecular function (GO): calcium ion binding
Source: RefSeq, a predicted model, not a curated record
GGCAGCGGAUUAGAGGAAGAUGGGAAACAGAACAGCAAGCUGAGGCCCGAGAUGCUGACCGAUUUGAGGGAGAACACAGAAUUCAACGAGCAUGAGUUACAAGAAUGGUACAAGGGCUUUCUUAAAGAUUGUCCUAGUGGACACCUAACCGUGGAAGAAUUCAAGAAGAUAUAUGGCAACUUUUUCCCUUACGGCGAUGCGUCAAAGUUUGCAGAGCAUGUAUUCCGCACAUUUGACUCCAACAGCGACGGCACAAUCGACUUCCGUGAAUUCAUCUGCGCCCUGAGCGUCACGUCGCGAGGGAAGCUGGAGGAGAAACUGAAAUGGGCCUUCAGUAUGUACGACUUGGACGGCAACGGAUAUAUAUCAAGACAAGAAAUGCUAGAAAUUGUACAGGCGAUCUACAAGAUGGUCGGCACAGUGAUGAAGAUGCCCGAGGACGAGUCGACGCCCGAGAAGAGGACAGACAAGAUCUUCCGACAGAUGGACGAGAACCUGGACGGCAAACUUUCCCUGGCUGAAUUCAUCAAGGGGGCGAAACAGGACCCCUCGAUAGUCAGGCUUCUCCAAUGCGACCCUAGCGGGAGCGCUGUGACGAAGUGAGACCGUCUCCCGCCCCCCUUCUGUAAAUAAGCAAAAGUAUGGUAGCUGAGAAGAGAGGAUAUUAUUAAAAAAUGAGAGAAAAACAAAGGAGUUGGGUACGAAUUCUGAGAGAAAGGAGAACAACAACAAU